CUUUGCUUUUAUGUAUUUCUUGCAGUUUUAUUCCUGUCGCUGUGUACACUUCGAUCCAAAUCACCAAGUACUAACCGGAAUGCAAUACUGAAUACGUAGAAACAGAAUCAUGUUGUCCUCGCUAAUUAAAGAACACCAAACUAAACAAGCAGCGAAAAGAGUCAUACAAGAGCAAAAACGCAAGGAAUGUAUAGCUGCAGCUAAUGAUCUAACACAGGCUUUAGUCGAUCAUCUCAAUGUUGGUGUGGCUCAAGCUUACUUAAACCAAAAGAAGCUAGAUGCUGAAGCAAAAUUAUUACAUCAAGGAGCCAUUAAUUUCUCAAAACAGACUCAGCAGUGGUUAGCGUUGGUUGAGAACUUCAGCAGCGCACUAAAAGAGAUUGGUGAUGUAGAAAACUGGGCCCGCAGCAUUGAGAAUGAUAUGAAAAUUGUUACCGACACACUAGAGAAUGCUUACAAAAUGGCUCAAGAACAGCCAAGCACUACACAAAACAACCAAUAAACUAAUGUUUACC
Cydia amplana is the source of this 515-nucleotide messenger RNA. RefSeq names its product biogenesis of lysosome-related organelles complex 1 subunit 1 (gene Blos1). Gene Ontology annotation, biological process: endosomal transport. The record is from RefSeq and is a predicted model, not a curated record. The transcript is spliced from 3 exons. Bases 110 to 502 code for a protein of 130 amino acids. NCBI's taxonomy places the organism in Eukaryota, Metazoa, Arthropoda, Insecta, Lepidoptera, Tortricidae. Gene Ontology annotation, cellular component: BLOC-1 complex.